GCGAGUUGCAGCAUCGGGUCGGGUCCGUCUCUGCUAGUCUGCUAGGUCGCAGCCGCAGCUCCGCGCCCGGUGCGGGAUGGCUGUUGCUCCACCCAGUUACUGUUUUGUGGCCUUCCCUCCAUGGGCAAAGGACGGUAUGGUCAUUUUUGGAAAAAAUUCUGCACGACCUAGGGAUGAAGUACAGGAGGUUGUAUAUUUCCCAGCUGCUGAUCAUGAUCCAGAGAGCAAGGUCGAGUGCACGUACAUUUCAAUUGACCAAGUUGCCAGGACUCAUGCCAUCAUGAUCAGCAGACCUGCCUGGCUCUGGGGAGCAGAAAUGGGAGCCAACGAACAUGGAGUGUGCAUUGCCAACAGAGCCGUCAGCACCAGGGAGCUGGCAGCAGAGACCGAAGCCUUGUUGGGGAUGGAUCUAGUCAGGCUUGGUUUAGAAAGAGGAACAACAGCCAAGGAAGCCUUGGAUGUCAUUGUCAGCCUGUUGGAAGAGUAUGGCCAGGGUGGGAGCUACUAUGAAGACGCAGACGGCUGCAGUUUCCAGAGCGCCUACCUGCUUGUGGACCGUGAGGAGGCCUGGGUGCUUGAGACCCUGGGGAAGUACUGGGCUGCAGAGAAGGUCACGAAGGAGGUGAGGUGCGUCUGCAGUCAGCUUUCACUCACCACCAAGAUCGACGCAGAACAUCCUGAGCUUCGAAGUUAUGCUCAGAGUCAAGGCUGGUGGACAGGAGAAGAGGAAUUUAAUUUUUCUGAGGUGUUUGCUCCAACCUCUGACCAACUAGACUGCUCUGCUGACAAAGAGAGCUUAGGAAGGCAAGAAGAAAGUAUUACGGUGCGGACUCUGAUUGACAUCUUACGUGACAAAGAGGGGGGCAUCUGUGCAGACUCUGAGUCUUUCCUCACCACGGCCAGUAUCGUGUCUGUGCUGCCUCCGAGUAGGAGCUCACCAUGCAUCCACUACUUCACUGGGACCCCUGAUCCUUCCAGGUCCAUAUUCAAGCCUUUUAUCUUUGUUGAUGAUGUGAAACUUGUCCCCAAAACUCAAUCUCCCAGUUUGGGGAAGGAUGACCCUGCCAGAAAGGUGCCUCGAUUCCUUGAGAAACCAGACCGCCGGCAUGAGCUGUACAAGGCCCAUGAGCGGGCGCGUGCUCUCAUGGCAAGCAAUCAGGAACAAGGCAACAAGCUGAGGGACACAAUGCAGGAGCUGGAGAAGCAAGGCCUGGAGGCCAUGGACGGGAUCCUGAACAGCUCUGUACCCGUGGACCCCACUGAGGUUGGGGACCUUUUCUACGACUGUGUGGACACAGAGAUUAAGUUCUUUCUUUAAACGAAGUGAGCCUUCCUUCUGCCCCUUCUCAUUGAAAGUUACUAAGUUACCAGCCAGACAAAGUUCUCGCUCUUCUGUUGGAGUGGAGUGAGGAAGUUCUGCUGUGGUCUCUAUGUGCCCAAGUCACAAGCUCUGUGAACUUGUGUUCCACCUUGAACCUUGACAAGUUCUCCUUUUUGUGGACCAUACGCUCCUUCCUUUCCAAUGUGAUUUGUGCCCCCCUUUGCUUGUGGUUGGAUUGUGUGACUCCUUGUGGGUUUUAAGUUGCUUUUCCUGCAUCUCAGUGGCAGUGGACACAUUUGCCUUCUCACAGAUGCCUGGCUUUGAGAGACAGCUUGACAGUGCUUGUUGGCAGCAAAGCAGAACUCUUUGCAAGUCUUCCUUUUCUUCUCCCAGCAACAGUUCUCUUUCAGGUCAACAAAGGCAUGUUCUUUGCUGG
Suncus etruscus (white-toothed pygmy shrew) is the source of this 1757-nucleotide messenger RNA. It is a transcript of the gene SCRN1, whose product is annotated as secernin 1. Lineage: Eukaryota; Metazoa; Chordata; Mammalia; Eulipotyphla; Soricidae. Gene Ontology annotation, molecular function: dipeptidase activity; cysteine-type exopeptidase activity. The coding region runs from base 77 to 1318 and encodes 413 amino acids. The record is from RefSeq and is a predicted model, not a curated record. Gene Ontology annotation, biological process: proteolysis. The transcript has 8 exons.